AUGAAUCCCAACAAUUGCAAUUGUACCACCCAAUCCAGCAACCUCACACCAUGGAACCUUCACAACGUCCGCGGAAGCGGGCCCGGAUGGCAUGCACCUUGUGCCAUGAGCGUAAAGUUCGUUGCGACGUCUCUAUUCAUGGAAGUCCCUGCACGAAUUGUUGGCUCGAUGGCCACGAGUGCUCUAUUAGGUCGAGUGUCUGUCAAGGAUGCACAUCUCCAAACCGAUGCUCUGCUGCACAAAUCUCAUCCGACUAGUAGAAUGAGGCUGAUGGAAUCAAUCGUGUCGCAACCUGGUUUCCCUCAAUAUGUCAACCCUGCGCGACAACCUUCCUUUUCCCUUUUCUGCGAUAUUCGAGGAGAAAAGGAGUUCGGGUUUGAACAUUUCGGUGGAAUGAAUCCCCAGAUCCCCAGAAAUAUCCUACCCUCUUCGGCAGAUGGACCAAACGGAACUUCAGGUGUCAUAUUUUCAUUCUACCGUUUUGUCGAACUGCGUAACCUUCACACGCUCUCGACGGAAGACGUCAAAUAUCUGGAGAUGAAAGGUAGUCUGCAUCUACCGGCUGCGCCAAUUCUCCAUGAAUUCGUCCGUGAAUAUUUCCUCCAUGUCCAUCCCUGUCUGCCAAUAUUGAACGAGGCAGAUUUCUGGAGUAUGUACUCCAAUCGAACUGAAGGAUCAACCAAACCGCGAGCCAUAUCAUUGUUCAUUGUACAGGCAAGGUUCUUUGCAAGUUGUGCAUUCGUGCCGUCUGAUAUUAUUCAAUCUGCUGGUUUCGCCGACAAUCGAACCGCACGCAAUAUUUUAUAUCGCAGAGCUAAGCUUCUUUUUGACCUGGAUGCCGAAAAUGAUGCUCUAGCGAAGGCACAGGGUUCAAUUAUCCUGACCUACCAAAGUUCACAUACAGACGUUCAUGCCGGGAGCCGGUGGCUUACAAAUGCUAUACAAAAUGCGAUUCUUCAUGGUGCCCAUUUAUAUAAUAGCAAAUCUAACCAAAGCGACCCUCAAAAAAUGACAAAGAAACGAUUGUGGUGGUCCAUCAUACUUCGCGACCGAAUUCUGCUUCUGGGGCUUCGCCGGCAUCCUCAGAUCACCCCACAAAAUUUUGACCUGCCUCUUGACUGUUUGUCCGAGGAAGAUUUCGAAGACGAGGUGUAUAACUCUGAAGUUUAUAGCCCUGAAACAAAACGACUUCUUGCAAAUGUCAUGCGCGUUCAGUACCAGCUGGCUAUUGCGCUAACCGAUGUAUAUGAUGACUGCAUACCGGCCGCAUGGGUUCUCCCAACCAAAAGUGCUGACAGAGAAGGAUUUGUGACAGCCAUAAGGGAUAAAGGAGAUAUUAGAGAUAGCCUCACUCAGUGGGCGAAUGAGGCCGAAGCGUCUACCGGUCGAUUAGCCUUGUGUCACAACGAGACCCUCACCUUGGAAGCUCAUCAAAGGUUUAUCGCAGAUACUUAUAGUAAACGGUUAGAGGAAAUUAAAGAGGAACUAGAAGAAGCAGCAUUAGGCAUCACAAGAUCGGUUAAACGGCUAUUGAUGCGUGGAGUGGCACGACAUCUUCCCAUAAGCGCUGUUGCCUACACUGCUCUCCCACUAGUUUUAAAUGCCCUUGAUGUUAAAUUAUCUGGAACCACAUCCCAAUCUGCAACGCACAAGCGCCAACUGGGCUAUUACGUUGAGGUUAUGCAAUUCUACCGAAACCGUUACGAUGGCACGGAUUACGUUGCCUUCCUUAUCCAGCAAGUCUUGAAAUUUGCAGAGAGCCAAAACCUCACGGUAUCCUUCCAGGCUAGCGCGGGAACAAAUGUGAUGUCAAAUUCGACUAAUAACGACAGUGACGUCAGCGGGGAUACAAAUACAUCAACAGCUUUGACAGAGCGAUCUAAUAGCGAUAAGUUUGCUGAAAACGGUACGAAGAGCUGGGGGGAGAUCUUGGUUAGACACCCGCGUCUAUACCUACGGCUCUCAUUGCCACUGGACAUCGCCUUUGCGAGAGGACAAUUUCCACGAGAUGCAGAUUUACCUUCGUUAGUUCGUGAGUUUCGUUUGAAAGAUGAUAGCGGUCCAUCUGUCGAAACCAUGGAAGCAACCAUCCCAAUGGAAUUUCGGAUGAAAGAUCUCCCACCGCCUAUGGAUUCAUUAUCGAAACCUCCAUCGCAGCAGAAGCAAGAACAACAGCAACAACGGGCAUAUAAACAAUCAGAUGACCCGCCAGCUACUAAGAAUACAGACGUAUACUAUCAUAUCAACGACAUGGUGGAGCUUCCAAACCCAGAACGGCAGCAGCAGCAGCAGCAAAAAGUUUCCACACCUAGGUUUUCUUCCCAGUUCUCUGUUUCCAACAAACUGGCUCAAGUCGACCAGUUAGUCCCUGCCUACCCGAUGGUUUCCCAGGAUAACUUCGGUGAAGUAAACCUUGAUUUCCUAGAUAUGGAUAUCCCACUUCUAAGCAGCCUAGGGAACAGGAAUGAUCUUGACAUUGGAUCUGAUAACAGUUGGGAAGAUGGGGAUGCUAAUAUCCAGAAUGCUCUUGGCCCUGCAUGGAUGGAGGUUAUGCUUAACGAGAUUCCGAGUGCUAUUCCUGCGUAA
This is a messenger RNA of Paracoccidioides lutzii Pb01, 2586 nucleotides long. RefSeq lists its product as hypothetical. Gene Ontology annotation, biological process: DNA-templated transcription. The transcript has 7 exons. Gene Ontology annotation, molecular function: zinc ion binding; DNA binding. The coding region runs from base 1 to 2586 and encodes 861 amino acids. The record is from RefSeq and is a predicted model, not a curated record.